This is a messenger RNA of Dacryopinax primogenitus, 1063 nucleotides long. RefSeq lists its product as uncharacterized. Lineage: Eukaryota; Fungi; Basidiomycota; Dacrymycetes; Dacrymycetales; Dacrymycetaceae. The transcript has 2 exons. The record is from RefSeq and is a predicted model, not a curated record. Bases 294 to 1043 code for a protein of 249 amino acids. Gene Ontology annotation, molecular function: 6-phosphogluconolactonase activity; protein binding.
ACUCCGAUGAGCUCACCCACCUCCAUUUCUCAGCUUCAGCAGGCACGCUCACCGUAACAGGCACGACACCCUCGGGAGGGAACAUGUCCUGGGUAUCCGUCUCUCCCGUAGACCCAGCCUUGUUCAUAGGCACGAACGAGCUGGAAGAGGGAGAGGUGCGCGCGUUUCGUCUCAAGCAGGUCGGGGAGAAGGUGGAACUGGAACCUCUCGGCAGUGUGCAGAAGACCGAGGGACACAGUCCGGCACAUCAUCUCGUGGUUGAGGAGGGGGGGGUCGUACUCGCAGCCAAUUACAUGACCGGGACGCUGCUCGCUGUCCCCCUCACUGCUACAGGCUUGAAGGCGCCCACCCAUCCGAUACUCAAGUUCCCAUUCAUUGGCCCCGGCCCGAACCUCGAGCGGCAAGAGUCGUCUCAUCCACACCAAGUCUAUCAGCGCUCCUCUUCCGAGAUCCUCAUCCCCGACCUAGGCGCAGACAAGAUCUGGCGUCUUGCACCCUCUGCAAGCGGGGAAUGGGAAAUCAAGGGCGAGGUGGCCUGUGCGUCCGGUGCAGGGCCGAGACACGUCCAGCUGGUAGCGAGCGACUUGUACGUUCUGAACGAGCUCAACAACACCCUGUCGCAUUAUACACUCCCCGGAGGCCUUGGGACGACCGCGAGCGUACGUACCACUCAGCCGUGUACGCUCCUCCCCACUCCGCCUGGUGCGGGUGCUGCGGAACUUCUGCUGCAUCCUGCGGGUAAGUACUUGUACGCCACCAACCGAGACAGCGGGGACGCAAAGGGAGACACGAUUGCGAUAUUCAAGCUGGAGGCAUCGGUCCUCGCUCUCGGGGCGAAGGAACCCAAAUGGGUGAAGGAGGUGCACACGGGACUGGAGCAUAUUAGGGGUGCAGUUAUCAAGGAACUGGAUGGAAAAGUAUGGUUGAUUGCUGCCGGUGUCAAGGGGGGCGGAAUUAAGGUGUUUGAGGUUGUUGGAGGGGAGAAUUUGGUCGAGGUUGCACAUGCUGCUAUUGAGAAGGUUACUGGAUUUGCUUGGCUUUGAAGGCUGUUCAUUGUCUUCUU